Centruroides sculpturatus (bark scorpion) is the source of this 3742-nucleotide messenger RNA. It is a transcript of the gene TBCD, whose product is annotated as tubulin-specific chaperone D-like. The coding region runs from base 31 to 3546 and encodes 1171 amino acids. The transcript is spliced from 15 exons. Gene Ontology annotation, molecular function: GTPase activator activity; beta-tubulin binding. Gene Ontology annotation, cellular component: lateral plasma membrane. Gene Ontology annotation, biological process: tubulin complex assembly; microtubule cytoskeleton organization; post-chaperonin tubulin folding pathway. Lineage: Eukaryota; Metazoa; Arthropoda; Arachnida; Scorpiones; Buthidae. The record is from RefSeq and is a predicted model, not a curated record.
AUCGCGCCUCUAGCGGCUAAAUCGGUUGUCAUGGUAAUAACAAUGGCGGAGAGUAGAGAAGAUGUUGACAACAAGAUCGGCUUAGGUUGCGCUUUAGAGAAGUUCGAGGAAUACGUUGAAAUAAACGAAAUAAUCGAGAAAUUACCGGAAAUUUACACGGAUACGAUCACAUCCGAGUUAUCUUACGAGCGAUUCGUUUAUAUCCUCGACUUAUAUCAGGAGCAGCCUUACUUGCUGUAUCCUUACUUGGAUCAACUCCUUUAUAAAUUACUUUCUUACUCUAAAAAGGAUACAUGCGACGAAUUGAAGCAUCUGGCCUUUAAAUUGCUUUAUGUCAUUGUUAAAGUCGGUCAUCACAAAUUACUGGUCAAGUAUUUCCCGCACGAGGUUGCCGAUGUCGAACCAGUUUUGGCAUUAUUAGCUCAACAGAAUCCAUCUGAUUUUAAUACUUGGGAAACCAGAUACAUUCUUCUACUAUGGCUUUCAGUUAUUGUGCUGAUACCGUUUCACAUGGAAAGAUUAGACAGCGGAAUGGAAAUCGACGGGAUCAGAUCCAAGCCGAUAUCACUCAGAAUAAUGGAAGUCAUAAAACAGUAUCUCAGUGUGGGUGACAAAGCGAGAGAUGCCGCGGCUCUUCUUGCUUCUCGUUUUUUGACUCGUCCCGAUAUGAAGAAAGAAUAUUUACCGGAAUUUCUGGACUGGGAAAUCAAAAAGCUAAAGGAAAUAAAUUCUGAAACUACUGCAGCUGCAGAGAAUCUUCAAAUAGGAAUUCUAGCAACUUUGGCACUUUUAUUCAAGCUCGGUAAACGUGAAGACAUGAAACAAUACGGCAAAAGCGUACUGAAAAGUAUAUUAGAGUGUAAUUUCCAAAAUAGUAAAAAUGCUCUUGUUCAGAAGUUAAUGUUAAAGCUUAUUCAAAGAAUAGGAUUAAGUUUUAUGCAAAGCAAACUGGCUGCUUGGAGAUACAGUAGAGGCAGCAGGUCUUUAACUGCCAAUUUGAUUAGUCUAAAUAAACCAGAUAAUUCAGGAAUGUUCAAUCAUAUCACUGAAGAUGAAGAGGAGGAGGAAGAUUAUGACAUUCCUGAAGAAAUUGAAGAUAUUAUUGAACAGUUAUUAGCAGGAUUACGGGCAAAACACACAAUUGUCAGAUGGUCAUCUGCGAAAGGCAUUGGUCGAAUAACCAGUCGUCUUCCAUGGGAACUUGCUGAAGAUGUUAUAUCUUCAGUACUAGAAUUAUUUUGUCUCAGAGAAAGUGAUACAGCUUGGCACGGUGGCUGUCUUGCUCUAGCUGAAUUAGGAAGGAGAGGAUUGAUUAUUCCUUCACUCUUAGAUAAAGUAAUACCUGUUGUAUUGAAAGCUUUAGUUUAUGAUGAAUUACUCGGAAAUUAUUCUGUUGGCGCACACAUUAGAGAUGCUGCAUGCUACGUGUGUUGGUCUUUUGCACGUGCUUUCGAACCUGUUAUAUUAAAACCUUAUGUUAAAGAUAUUGCGACUGCUCUUGUUGUUACAUCUGUAUUUGACAGAGAAAUAAAUUGUCGUAGAGCAGCUUCUGCGGCUUUUCAAGAAAAUGUCGGCAGGCAGGGAACUGUUCCUCAUGGAAUAGAUAUCCUCACGACUGCUGAUUAUUUCUCAGUUGGAUCUCGUCCAAAUGCUUUUUUAAAUCUCAGUGUGUACAUUGCACAGUUUGAAGAAUAUGCUCAACCACUUAUUGACCAUUUACUAAUAUGUAAAGUUAAUCAUUGGGAUCAAACAUUAAGAGAACUUUCUUCGAAAUCACUUCAUAAUUUAACACCUCAAGCUCCCGAAUAUACAAUAACAAACGUUUUACCGAAACUUCUAACAUUAUCUCUCUCCAUGGAUUUAAAUACAAGGCAUGGAGCCAUUUUAAGUGUGGGGGAAGUGAUACACGCUUUAUAUAAAUUGGCUAAAGAACAAGGGAAAACUUUAGAAGAUUUUGGAAUUGAAGAUUGUCUACAGAAAAUCAGGGAUAUUAUAUUUAUUCUGAAAGAUAGAAAUCUGUUUCGUGGAUUGGGAGGAAUAUUAAUGAGACAGGCCGUUUGUACUCUGAUAGAAAAGGCAUCCAUUUCUGCAUUACCUUUUCAUUCGGACACCGAACUUUUAGAUAAUUGGCAAGAAUUAAUAGACAGCUGCCUUAGUCAAGUGGAUGGAGAUGUCAGGAAAACAGCAGUAUCAGCUGUUCCUCACUUCUGUUUACAAUAUUACAUUAAUGAGGAAGCAGCAACAUUGUUGCUGGAUAAUUAUCUACAGAAACUUCAUGCUGGUUCUGAAGAAGCUCGUUGUGGUCACAUCUGUGCAAUAGGAUUAUUGCCUAAACAUGUUUUAAUUGGAAAGGUGAAUAAUGUAGUGGAUAGUUUGAUUCGCUGUACAAAACUACCCGAAGGAGAGGCGACGUUGGUUGAAGUUAAACGAGACGCUCUGAAGGCAUUAGAUAACGUGUGUCAUACGAUCGGUAUAGAAAUGCCAGGAAGUGGGGAUACUAUUCUGAAUAGGAAUCAUUUGCAAACGAUAUACGAUUGUCUCCUAGAAGCAUUGAAUGAUUAUACUUUGGACAGUAGAGGAGACGUAGGGACUAUUGUUAGAGAAUCAGCAAUGGUCGCUAUUCAGGACAUUACUCAGUUAAUAGUUGCUAAAGAUCCAUUGUCUCUCACUGAAAACCUCAUAUCUUCAAUUUUCUGCGGUAUUUUAAAACAAUGCGUAGAGAAGAUCGAUAGAACGAGAGCUAUUGCUGGAAAAACAUUUUCUACUCUACUACAUUUUGUGCCAGAAAUUCCUUACGUACCAUACAGAAAGAAGCUAGAAGAAAUAUUUCCUAAAUCACUUUGUGAAGACAUAAAUUGGUCAUCGCCUGCUGACACCUUUCCCUAUUUCGUGCAGCUGUUAUCAUUUGAAAAAUACACUUACAACUUAUUGUUGGGUUUGACCGUAAGUGUGGGAGGAUUGACCGAAUCGUUGGUAAAACAUUCCUAUUCUUCUCUUGCAAACUAUCUUAAUGGAAUUAAAUCCGAUUGCACACAUCUGAAAUACAUAUGUGAUACAUUGGUACAAAUUCUAUCAAAUAACCUCCAAAACGAACGGAUAAUAGUAUCGUACUUUAGAAUGAUGGAUCUUCUUCUUAUGUCGGGAACUCUGAUUUCGAGCGAAGAAGAGAGUGCCACUUUCCUAACAAAUAUCUUAGACUUGUGCUGGAAGGCCUGCUCCAAAUCGACGGAUCCCCAAAAGUUAAUAGCUUCUGUCGACGUGUUCUGUGAUCUCUUACAGUUCGAAUGCAUCUCCCAACGCUCUCUGAGUUACCUCGCCAUAUUUUUGUGUCACAGGUUUCCGAGAGUCCGCAAGGUCACGGCCAGCAAGAUAUACGAAGCCUUACUGUCCUACGAGAACGUCGUCCCCGAGUCUUCCUUGGACGAGGCCAUGGGUAUACUGAGUGAGACAAAUUGGGACGAUUCUGUAAAUACUCUACGUCCAAUCAGGAAUAACUUCUGCGAACUCUGCAACAUCAGCCCUCCCAAGAUCGUCAAGAAAACUUAAUUAAUAAAGAUCAUCCGACUAACCUGCUUUGGUCAUAAUUUUCGCCACACCCAUUUUAAAGAUCUUGAAUAUUUUUAUUACACAUGCUAACGCUUAAAUAAUAGUUACUGAUACUUAUAAGUUUAUAUAUUUAAUUGUAUUAUCUGUAAAAAGAUUUAUUAAAAGUUACGUUCCGUAAAUAAGCGGCAUAAGUCUC